Molecule: messenger RNA, 1390 nt
Organism: Haliotis rubra (blacklip abalone)
Lineage: Eukaryota; Metazoa; Mollusca; Gastropoda; Lepetellida; Haliotidae
Product: vitelline envelope sperm lysin receptor-like
Source: RefSeq, a predicted model, not a curated record
GCGCACGUGCAGUCCAUUCGCUUCCGAGAAGAGCGUGCCGAGCACAGAGGGCCACGACUUUCACGUGCACGGUCAAACACCUUGUUUACAGGCAGCGGUCGACGUGUGUCAGGUCGGGUACCUAACUUGGUCAUUCUCUGCAGGAUGCUACUGUUUCUGAUGAUGAUGAUGAUGGUGGCAGUAGAGGCCUACCAGUACCACAAGGAAGUGUACGGAGAUUACGUACUGGAGAUGAAGGCGGACUGCCCCACUACACCAACUGGGAGUCUCCCCGUGCUCAUUCUGACCGACUUGAAUCUGCUUGUCCGCGCCUACUGCAAGGACAAUUACACCACACUCGUUCACAGUCGGGACGAAGUAAACUUCGACUUCGAUCCUCUUUUUAGGGGGAAUUCCAGAGAAGAAUGUGUCUUAAAUAAAAACACGGACUCGAACACGUACAUAUUACAUGUGGAUUUGGAAUACGGAGAACCAGAGUCCCGGGUCCGGCCAAUUGUUGAGCCUUACGUAAUCACUUGUGCUUACGACCCACACAGUACACGGACGUCCAACGAACAAGGUAUUGGACGCAGUUUGAUCGCACCCAAAGAGAUCCAGGCCAAUGAAGGUAAACACGGGGCCUCUCGCCUGAAGCUGCGGGUCGUCAACAUCAUGGGCAAAAGUACACCCAGGCAAAUGAAACGCGGCCACCUGGUGAGACUCGCAGCAAGUUCUGACGGAGCUGGCGGGGAGACAGGGCUGCGGGCGACUGCAUGUGACGCUGUGGGCAAUAACGGCGUACACUACGCUGUACUGAGAGCUGGUUGUGGAGAUGGCAUCGUCUUCAAACAGACAGAGGGUUUCACGACAAAGGGUUUAAAUGUCUAUAGUCCCUUUUUUCGUAUCUUCAAUCUGAAAAACAGCAUUUCUUUGAGAUUCGAAUGCAACUACACACUGUGCACAUCGAACUGCAAUGGGAGUUCAUGUGUCAACCAAGCCGCGCGGUCACAACGAUCCCCUGAUGGCAUGUAUGCUUCCGGUCACGUGAUCGCAGUGUCUGAUGUACUGGAGAUGCAGGAUGAAGGUCAGGUCGACCAACGUGAAUCCGGGGACGUGGACCGUGUUGGCGUGGACCGUGUUGGCGUGGACCGUGAAGACGUGGCCAAUGAUGACGUGGAUGUCAACUACCACUCUCUGAGAAAUACUGGACUGUCUCCCAACACGGCAUCAGACAACCCCUGGUGGCAGACCCCGGUAGUUAUCCUGACCAUGGCCAUCCUCCUCACCGUGCUGAUGGGCGGAAGUGCCUUGUUGAUGCACAGGCGCAGAAUGACUUCCGUUUCUCUGGCAUGAGUGGCGUGAAACCUCUGACGGUAAUCUGGUUCAGAGUCUAAAUAAACGGUUCGCAGUA